Messenger RNA from Chlamydomonas reinhardtii, 3165 nucleotides. RefSeq lists its product as uncharacterized. Lineage: Eukaryota; Viridiplantae; Chlorophyta; Chlorophyceae; Chlamydomonadales; Chlamydomonadaceae. The record is from RefSeq and is a predicted model, not a curated record. The coding region runs from base 142 to 327 and encodes 61 amino acids. The transcript has a single exon.
AUUCAUUAGCUCAUUGUCCAUCAUCCAUCAUCCAUCCAUCCAUCAAGCUCCCGCUGCAUGCCCGCUGCCCCCUAGCUGACGUCAAACAGCUCCUUCAGCGCGCGGACCUCCUCCUCAUGCACCCGCUUUAGCUCACCAACCAUGUUGAGGACAAGCGGGUAUUCGGUCAGAACACUAGAGUAUGGGACGUGGGGACACGGCGGGGAGACCGUGGGAGUCCCGUGUACGUGCCUUACGAUGGGUCUAGAAGGCGAUCUGGAGCCAUAUAUAGGGCAUAGUCUUUACCAGUUUGGUGUCGUGUAUAUCGCUACACAAGUGCCACUGUAACACUACUAGCGAGCACGGCCACCCAGAACCGACCAGAACUCAACAGGUUAUGAGCCCCGGCUUCCGAGUCGGUGGUCGGUCUGGGUCAAGUCCUUUAAACUGCUAUUAGGCAGGCUCGGCAUAGAGUAGGCAACGGAAGCGCGUGAUCAGCAGUGAGGCCGAAGCUGGAAGGGCGAUAGCGAUUGGUCGCUGGUUUCCGAGCUUUCCCGGUAUCAGCUGUUGGAGGCAGCUGAAAAUAUCUGGACGCGCUGUGAUCGCGAGUGUGGAGCUCGCAGACGUUCGUCAGGCGGAGGCGGGGGAGACCCGAAAACGUGAUGGCUCGCCUGUGCAGCGAGCGAGCGGUUGAUUGCCUGGGGCAGUAGCCGCAAAGUGUGUGAAGCCAGCGCCCGGGGCGUCUUGGCUAGUAUGGGCAUCUGCCAGGGGCAGGAGCAGUGAGAGGGCCGGCGCUGGGCGCCAGGCCGAGGAGCGCCGCUGAGCCUGCACCCGGGGUGUAGGGCUAGGGCGCACGUUCCGUGUUACGGUGCCGGGCACCGGGCACGUGGGGGGCUGAUGACUGGCUGAGGUGGCAGGCGCUGGGCGCCAGCACCUAGCCCGAUGGCGCGCAGGGCGCGCAGCAGAAGCAGUCGGGGGCCGGUGGCGUGCAGGGCGCGCAGGAGCAGCAGGGGGUGACCGGCGGCGCGCAGGGCGCGCAGCAGAGCGCGCAGGGCGCGCAACAGCAGGAGGGAGCCGGUGACACGCAGGGCGUGAAGAAGCCGGCGGUAUGACUAAGGGCGUCGCUGGGCCUGCACCGACGGACUGGUGGGCCAGGGCGCGUGUCGCGGUGUGCAGCACCGGGCAAGUUACACAGAGCGGCGAGUACUUCGUUUCCGUUGUGGUGCUGCGAGAUGCUUGGGCCGUAGAUGUACCUGGUCUCAAUGAGAGCUACGGACGGGUAUGAUAAGACCGUGUGGAUUGAGGUGAGAGUGGCAUUGUGAAUGUGCCGUAGCGUAGUGGGGCGGUAUCAACAGUACGGCAGCCUUAAGUAAAGCUGCGACACGGUUACUGACACUUGUUGCUGGGAUGGCAGGGAUGACGCAGGAGUGCGUAUGAGGUGGGUGGCGCUACGAGGGCGUCGAGUCAGAGACAUGGGGCAGGGCGUGGCCUAGUCAUGUUAGUGUGGGGCCGGUUUGCGGGGAGGCAAACUGUGGCGGGACACGGCAGGUGACGGACGGCACGCGGAGCACAUGUUUGAUCAGCUACGGGGGUCGAGCCCGUAAGAUUGGUUGCUGAGAUCCAGCGUUUGCUUAGUUGUGGGGCGGGUGCCACAUGGACCGUUGGGUGCCAGGCUUCGACGAGAGCUUCUAACCUUCGCCUGUGUGAUCGCAGACAGAUUGAGUGCGCUGUUGAGUGCACGUGGCAAGCGUUGCCUGAAGCGCAGGGUACUGGAUGGAGCUUCCGUGGAGGUCAGCAGGAUCCGAGUACGGAGCGCAGUGCAGCUGUUCAUGGUGUGGAGCUGUUUCGCAGACGGCGAUUCGGGCAUGACACGGUCGUGUGGAGCUGUUUUCGCGGGGCAGUAUGAGUGGGGCGUGCAGGACAGGGGUCUGCGGCGCGGGACCAUACGUGCGAGGCGAAAUCGGGCAUGACCACAGCUGGCCGGGAGCGCGGAUAAGUGCUGUAACGUUAGCGCAUAGGAGGAUAUGUGGGUAAGGCCUUUAAUCUGCUUAAUAGCGGGCUUGGUAUAGAGCAGGCAAAUGGAAUGCGCUUGUGCUUAUGAAUGACCCGGUCGUGAUUCCGGGGGAGCGCGUUAGGAUGCGAGCGAUGUCUAGCAGAUGACUCAUUCCUGCGAUCGACUCAACCUGUUCGCGUGGGUAUGGCGUGUGGCUGUACUGUGGUUAUGGUAUGCGAGUGCACUGCUGACGUAGUAGCAGUGGGCGUACGAAAGAGCAAGCGACUAGUAGGCACUUGGCGUAGUUCGAAAGUCGUGCGCUAUGAGACGUGCGGUUGUGAUGCCGUGCGUAUGCUGCUGGAGAGAGAGCAGGCUUUGUGUGAGCGGCAAGUAGGGACAUGCGAUGGCAUACCGAAAGCUGUGCAGGUUGCGAGUGCAGAUAUGCGUGCGACGUGGCGUGCGUAUGUUGCGCUCAGGAUGUGCGUGUGUUGUUGUCGGGUAGCAACAAGAUAGUGGAGAGUGUGAAAGUGCGUUUUAUGGAGCCGCGAGUGGGCGGCAAGAUGCGCGCGACGGACUGUGCGCGGUGUACUCGAGAGGAGGACACGGAAUGUGUGGCUGCGGUAGGCUUCACGAGUGUGAUCCGUGCAAGAUGUUUUGGUAUACGCGGGAUGCGUGAUACGACUGAGUGCGGUAGCAUGCGUGGGUGGCAGCGGAAACGUACGGCGUGUGCGGUGAUGCACAUGUGACAUGUGCGGGGGAGCAUAUGUCGCUCGUACGGAUGCGUGUUACGUGUUUGAGGGAUGGAUGCAGCAGCAGUCGGCUGGCUGACCAUAUUUGCCUUGGUGGGCGUGAGGCGCCGUGAGAGGUUUGCCCCCUCAUCUAUGUUAGGCGUAUGUGUUUGCAAGUGCCAUGCGCGAUGGCGGUAUGUCGGUGUUUUGUGUGCGUGCGUUCGCUAUGGAGCAGUGCAAGACGGAGAGUGUUCUGCCCGCGGGGGAGUGUUGAGGACAAGCGGGUAUUCGGUCAGAACACUAGAGUAUGGGACGUGGGGACACGGCGGGGAGACCGUGGGAGUCCCGUGUACGUGCCUUACGAUGGGUCUAGAAGGCGAUCUGGAGCCAUAUAUAGGGCAUAGUCUUUACCAGUUUGGUGUCGUGUAUAUCGCUACACAAGUGCCACUGUAACACUACUAGCGA